Messenger RNA from Ambispora leptoticha, 139 nucleotides. Lineage: Eukaryota; Fungi; Glomeromycota; Glomeromycetes; Archaeosporales; Ambisporaceae. The record is from the annotation of a GenBank genome assembly.
GUAUUUACUCCUACGAUUUGCUCCUGGAUUAAUGAAUGAAUGGUUUCAUCAUUCGGGUUUUAGAUAUUGGAACUUAUUAGUUAUCAAUUCAAUGAUAUCCAUCGCACCACGAGGAGAUUCAAGUCUAUUAUUAAGAUAA